UUAAAAAAGGACUCAAAACUAUAUGCGUGUGUAAUAAAUAAUAAUAAAGAUACCUGUGAUAAAGAUACGUGAUACUAAAUAAACUGCUAUAAAAUGUAAAGCGAUUUAAAUUAAUUAAGGAACCAAUAAACUUUUACUUACUGUGCAUUGCAACUAGACUAAAUUUGAGAGUAAACUAAAGUGUCUGAAAAAAGGAAGCAGCAAUAAAACCUUUCUCAAACCGAUUAAAGGCAACUUAAAACAAUUUCCCACAUGCACUAUUAACACAAUCAGAUCCGGCCCAAAGCAAUUGAUUGGCCAAUUUAGUUGGCUUAAAUUAAUUCCUGCAUUUCAAAGUGCAUGCUGCAAAUAGCUGUGAUCAAAGUUAAGUUUCAGGAGGGCAAAAUGUUUAGAAGCUGUCACUUAAAGUACUGGUUCGGCAGUUUGAUUUGCCUUUUCAUUUUCUGUGAUACCGCGUUUGGCGACUUGAUUAAGGUGGACAAAAACAUAUUGGAGGAUGCCAACCUGAUCACGCCGGAUCUGAUCAAGAAGUAUGGGUAUCCGGCGGAAACCCACAAGAUCCAGGCGAAGGAUGGCUUCGUCCUUACGGCUCAUCGCAUUCCCAUCGGCGGACAACCGGUGUUGUUGGUACAUGGUCUGCUGGACAGUUCGGUGGCAUAUGUGAUACUGGGACCCAAAAGGUCCUUGGGCUUUCUGCUCAGCGAUCUGGGCUACGAUGUUUGGCUGCUCAACACGAGGGGCAAUCGGUAUUCACGUAAGCACAAGCGAUACCAUCGCUACCAGCCGCAGUUCUGGGACUUCUCCUUCCAUGAGCUCGGCAUGUACGAUCUGCCAGCCGCCAUUGAUUACGUCCUUGCGAGCAGCAAGGACUUCGAGCAGAUCCACUAUGUGGGCCACUCGCAGGGCACCACAUCCUUCUUUGUGAUGGGCAGUGAGCGACCGGCCUACAUGAAGAAGAUCAAACUUAUGCAGGCUCUGGCUCCGGUUGUUUUCUGGGACUACAUCGACUCACCGAUUCUUCUCACUUUCGUUAAGUACAUGAGACCACUGGUGUUACUCGCCAGAUCGUUUGGAAUUCACGAGUUUCCGCCGGAGAACGAAGUGUGGCGCAGUCUGAUACACAAGAUCUGCAGCUUCGCCUUCCAGAACACCUGCACCUACUUCAUAAUGGAGCUCAUGGGCGUGGACAACGCACAAUUCAACUCCAGCCUCGUUCCGCUCUUCACGGGACACUCCACCUCGGGAUCAUCGCUCAAGUCCCUGGAGCACUUUGGCCAGCAGAUCCACAGCGGUGGGUUCUUCAAGUUCAAUUACUACAGCGCCUGGGAGAAUCGCAGAAGGCACGGAGCCGACACUCCGCCACAGUACAAACUAACUAACGUCGACUGCAAGGUGGCGCUGUACUACAGUAAAAACGAUCGCCUAACAUCCGACAAGGAUGUGAUUCGGUUACUCGACAUCCUGCCCAAUGUGGUGCUCGAUUACCCCCUUCCCGAUCCUCUGUACAACCACGUCAACUUCAUUUGGGGCAAUGAUGUGAAAACUGUACUCAACGAUCGCAUGAUAGAACUUAUGCGGAAAGUGGACAAUGGCGAAGUGUAGGGGAUAUUCUUUAUUUAAUAUUAUGCCAAUCCAAAAUGUAUGUUAGUAAGAAUGUCUUAGAGAGUAAGGCCCUCCUUUCUGUGUUACCUAAAUUUUAAUUCAUUUGGUUUUUAAGAGUACUUAAGAAGGUUUUCAGUUAACUACUUAGUAAAAUUUACAGUUCUACUACAACAAGUAAUGCUUUUUAAUAUUGCUUA
Drosophila teissieri is the source of this 1799-nucleotide messenger RNA. RefSeq names its product lipase 1. Gene Ontology annotation, molecular function: hydrolase activity, acting on ester bonds. The record is from RefSeq and is a predicted model, not a curated record. NCBI's taxonomy places the organism in Eukaryota, Metazoa, Arthropoda, Insecta, Diptera, Drosophilidae.